Messenger RNA from Raphanus sativus (radish), 818 nucleotides. RefSeq names its product peptide methionine sulfoxide reductase B5-like. Lineage: Eukaryota; Viridiplantae; Streptophyta; Magnoliopsida; Brassicales; Brassicaceae. The coding region runs from base 26 to 601 and encodes 191 amino acids. Gene Ontology annotation, molecular function: peptide-methionine (R)-S-oxide reductase activity. Gene Ontology annotation, biological process: protein repair; response to oxidative stress. The record is from RefSeq and is a predicted model, not a curated record. The transcript is spliced from 3 exons.
GAAUCCAUUAAAAAAAGGCGAGAGUAUGGCGUUGAACGUGGUAUCAUCAUAUGUGCUGCGUCUAUCUUCAGCCACGUCUUUGACCUCCUCAACCACCAUCAAAAAAGCCUUCGUUACACCUCGAUUUGCUUCCUCUCCCCCGAAUCUAAGCCUCCUUCGUCGAGGUUUUCGUCGUAUAACAGCAAUGGGUUCUUCAGCUCCUGGAUCGGUUAAUAAGGGAGAGGAAGAGUGGCGUGCGAUUCUCUCUCCUGAGCAAUUCAGGAUCCUCAGGCAGAAAGGCACUGAAUAUCCAGGGACAGGAGAAUACAACAAAGUAUUCGCAGACGGGAUCUAUAGCUGUGCAGGAUGUGGGACUCCUCUAUACAAAUCCGCCACCAAGUUCGACUCUGGCUGUGGCUGGCCUGCUUUCUUUGACGGCCUCCCAGGGGCCAUUAACCGAACCGCGGAUCCAGACGGGAGAAGAAUAGAGAUCACUUGUGCAGCUUGUGGAGGACAUCUCGGACAUGUUUUCAAAGGAGAAGGUUUCCCUACUCCUACCGAUGAGCGACACUGUGUCAACAGUGUCUCCCUCAAGUUCGCACCGGGGAAUGCAACCUUGUGAUAAUAAUAAUAAUGUAUACUUGUGAUGUGUGAAACUUCUCUGUCCCUCCCUCCCGCUGGCUCGCACUUUGUUUUUGUCUUGCUAUUUGAAACUAGUGUGACCGCUAGUAGUAAUAAGGUCGUCGAAUUGAAGUCUUGAGACUCUUGGUUAUUGUCAUAUAAAGAUUGGUGAAUAAUGUUUCUUAGAAAUGACUCGAAUCACUCUUGUUUCUCGACCA